Messenger RNA from Sardina pilchardus (European sardine), 1321 nucleotides. RefSeq names its product chromosome 20 C2orf50 homolog (gene cimip5). The record is from RefSeq and is a predicted model, not a curated record. The transcript has 3 exons. Lineage: Eukaryota; Metazoa; Chordata; Actinopteri; Clupeiformes; Clupeidae. The coding region runs from base 122 to 598 and encodes 158 amino acids.
AUGUCGCCCAACGCGUCGUGGGUUUUGCGUACCACAAAUUAAAAGGCAGUUGCAGUAGUUGUAUUACAGAAAGUACCAAUGGAUUUAUCCAAAUCAAAACAUUUGUGAGCGUUUCCUAAAGAUGGAUAGGAAAGGCAAUGUAAGGCGCGCAACUUCAGCUGGAUACCGCUUAGUGGAGCGACCUAGUGUUGCCUUAACAUCACAGUCAUCUGUGUCUAUAUACAGACACCAACCGGAUAGGACACGAAACACCGGAGGCGUUGAGACACCGGCACAAGACUCUGACACUCGAGACCCAGUCAAACAGGAUCAAAUAUGGCGAGAAUAUGUGCGCGCGGAGAGGAUGGGGGUGAAAGAGUGGGAAAAGAACUGGAGCUUUCUCAAGAACUUUGACCAGCUGGGUCGCCCGAGGACACAGUCUACCCUCCCCAACUAUGUGCCUGUGUACUCUGACUGUCUGCCCAACACCACAAACCAAAUGUUUGGGAGUCGCUUGCGCACGGAGCUCGGCAAGGAACUCAUUCGGAUGGACAAAUUGCUAAUACUGACCGGCAGUCAUGGCAAAACGAAGCAGGGUCCAGAAAUGCAGCCCUGCUGAGACUUUUAACUCACACUUGAUGAAGUCAUCGAUGAAGUCCUUGUAUUGAUAUUACGCAUCCUCAAGAUUGCCAGUGUGCACGGAUGUUAGGUGGCUGAAACUGAAAUCACAUGCAUGACAGGUUUUAUGUAGGAAUAGGCUGAACGUUUUAUAUGUUUACUCAAAUUGCUUCAGUGGUGGUUUUCUCUAAAUGAUCUUCGACAGGAUGUAUGUUUUUUCAUUCCAUUAAUUUGUUUUAAAGAGAAACUAUGCAUGUUUGGCAAUUUCUCCGCUAUUUUCUCGUUUUAUGCUUGCAGGUUUCUCUGCAGAGCUUCCCCUACAGCUAUAAUGUGUAUAUUUUACAGCGCUCCUCAAUCGGUCGGUCUGCCUUUUCAUGAGCAUGAUCGCAAGGCUGCGAGACUUUCUGUUCUGUCAGUGAGUGCACCGGCCUGCCAGCCCAAAGUUGCAUGGUUUUCCCGCUCACACAGGUGGAAUCGAAACAGCCACCAUUCAACCCAAAAAAAGACAUAUAACCAUUCCAAUGGCUUCGAAGCUGUUCAGUUCAUGUAAAUUAAGUAAAAAAAACCCCUGCAUAGUUCCCCUUUAAUCCGAUUAGGCUACUCCUUUGCGAUUGUUGGUUGGCUCCUACUAUAGGUGCCCAAAUGGAUAACAGCAUAUUGCCAAAGCAUUUUUUUUGUUUUGUUUGUGCUCUGUAGAUUAUAAAUAAAGUUAUUACAAUGCUUC